AUGGCUGAGUCGUUUGAAGAAAUUAUAUUAUCCAUAGACCAAGAAAUUGUAAAGAAAGAAUUCAAUUCGGAGCGCAGAAAGAGAACUGCUUUUACUGACCAUCAAAUUUUUCAUCUGGAGAGGGAGUUUAUCGCCCAGAACAAGUACUUGUGUCGUAUAAAAAGACUCAAAGUCGCAAAAGAUUUGGGAUUAGAUGAGCGACAGGUAAGAAAAUUGAUAUUUGUUCUUUAG
Cotesia congregata is the source of this 231-nucleotide messenger RNA. Lineage: Eukaryota; Metazoa; Arthropoda; Insecta; Hymenoptera; Braconidae. The record is from the annotation of a GenBank genome assembly.